GCUGUGCACCCAGAGAUAGUUGGGUGACAAAUCACCUCCAGGUUGGGGAUGCCUCAGACUUGUGAUGGGACUGGGCAGAUGCAUCUGGGAAGUAACUGCUGCAAGAACGGACAGACACUGCUGCAGAGAACUUGCCACGGUGUUUCAUGCUGUGGCUGGUGGUUCCAGGCUGCACGCUCCAUUCUAGGAAAGGGCUGGACCUUGGAGAGUGAGGCCCUGAGGCGAGACAUGGGCACCUGGCUCCUGGCCUGCAUCUGCAUCUGCACCUGUGUCUGCUUGGGAGUCUCUGUCACAGGGGAAGGACAAGGGCCAAGGUCUAGAACCUUCACCUGCCUCACCAACAACAUUCUCAGGAUCGAUUGCCACUGGUCUGCCCCAGAGCUGGGACAGGGCUCCAGCCCCUGGCUCCUCUUCACCAGCAACCAGGCUCCUGGCGGCACACAUAAGUGCAUCUUGCGGGGCAGUGAGUGCACCGUCGUGCUGCCACCUGAGGCAGUGCUCGUGCCAUCUGACAAUUUCACCAUCACUUUCCACCACUGCAUGUCUGGGAGGGAGCAGGUCAGCCUGGUGGACCCGGAGUACCUGCCCCGGAGACACGUUAAGCUGGACCCGCCCUCUGACUUGCAGAGCAACAUCAGUUCUGGCCACUGCAUCCUGACCUGGAGCAUCAGUCCUGCCUUGGAGCCAAUGACCACACUUCUCAGCUAUGAGCUGGCCUUCAAGAAGCAGGAAGAGGCCUGGGAGCAGGCCCAGCACAGGGAUCACAUUGUCGGGGUGACCUGGCUUAUACUUGAAGCCUUUGAGCUGGACCCUGGCUUUAUCCAUGAGGCCAGGCUGCGUGUCCAGAUGGCCACACUGGAGGAUGAUGUGGUAGAGGAGGAGCGUUAUACAGGCCAGUGGAGUGAGUGGAGCCAGCCUGUGUGCUUCCAGGCUCCCCAGAGACAAGGCCCUCUGAUCCCACCCUGGGGGUGGCCAGGCAACACCCUUGUUGCUGUGUCCAUCUUUCUCCUGCUGACUGGCCCGACCUACCUCCUGUUCAAGCUGUCGCCCAGGGUGAAGAGAAUCUUCUACCAGAACGUGCCCUCUCCAGCGAUGUUCUUCCAGCCCCUCUACAGUGUACACAAUGGGAACUUCCAGCUUUCUGCACCCACCAUGUGCCUCACCUCCUCCUUCUGCGAAGGUGUCUGUCCUGUGGCCAUGGGGAAGGGUCUGUGGUGUGUGUGCUGCCCUUGGGGCUCUCACUGCCUCUGGGCUCCUGCUCUGCCUGGUCCCCUGGUCUCCCCGGAUCACAUGAUGGCACCACAGCUGAGGAGUGGGCUCUGCACUUCCCCCCCUUCCACCCAUGUUGGGCUCCUACAGCCCAGGCACCAGUGAGCAACUUGGGGGUUGCAUCAGCCCCUCCCCUCCCUGCUGGGCUGUUGGUUCAUGCCCCCUGGGUGGGAGGAGGGGGAGAGGGAGAGCUCCAGUGAGUGGUCUCUGGUUUUUCCCCUCAGACUCCUCACUUUGGGCAAAGGACAAGAGGCAGUGAGGGCCCCUCCCUGGGGUCUGGGCCAAGCUGACCACUCUUCUCCAGAAUCUUCCCUCCCUGUCCCCUUCACACUGUGGCUCCAGCUUACUAUGCAGAAAAAUCCUUUUCUCUCUCAAUGAGGAGCGUAGUUUUCAAGAUUUUUGUCCAAAAAUAUAAUUUGAACCAUGAACCGGGCAUCUGGCUCUUGGCAGAGUCUCCCUCUUUCCCCAAGGUGGUAGAUGUGACUGUCAGGAGCCUGGGCAGCUGACGACAAGGCUGAGCAGGUCAGAUUGUGACUGUCCCCUGGACUGUCAUCCUGUUGCGGGCACCAGCUGUUCCCUAGAGAACUAGGACACCUGCCACGGGUUAUUUAGACCUGCGGGUGAGGAUCUGGUGCCAUAGGUUGGUCUCCAGGGAGCACUGCAGUGAUGGAGGGUGUUGUGUGUGUGAUGCAUGGGAUGGAGGCUCCUGGUCCCACCAAGGGAACAGCUUCCUUUUGGAGGCGGGGGCCUCCUGUGGCCCCACAGAAGGAUCCAGGUCUGCUGGCCAUAGCCGAGUGCUUUGAAAGUCACCAGUCCUGACAGCGAUUCGUGUGUGUGUCUGUGUGUGUGUGUGUGUGUGUUUAUGUGUCUGUGUGUGUUCGUGUGUGUGUCUGUGUGUGUGUUUGUGUGUGUAUGUCUGUGUGUGUGUGUUUAUGUGUGUGUGUCUGUGUGUGUUUAAGUCUGUGUGUGUUUGUGUGUGUGUGUCUCUGUGUGUGUGUCUGUAUCUGUGUGUGUUUGUGUCUGUGUGUGUUUGUGUGUGUGUCUGUGUGUGUUUGUGUGUGUGUGUCUGUGUGUGUGUUUAUGUGUCUGUGUAUGUUUGUGUGUGUGUUUGUGUGUGUGUGUUUGUGUUUAUGUGUGUAUGUCUGUGUGUGUCUGUGUGUCUGUGUGUGUAUGUGUCUGUGUGUGUUUAUGUGUCUGUGUGUGUUCGUGUGGUGUGUGUGUCUGUGUGUGUGUGUUUGUGUGUGUAUGUCUGUGUGUGUGUGUGUUUAUGUGUGUGUGUCUGUGUGUGUUUAUGUCUGUGUGUGUUUGUGUGUGUGUGUCUCGUGUGUGUGUGUCUGUGUGUAUCUGUGUGUGUUUGUGUGUGUGUGUGUCUCUGUGUGUGUGUGUGUUUGUGUAUGUUUGUGUGUGUGUGUGUGUGUGUUGGGAAUGCCCAGUCUCUGCAGCUGCUGAAAGGCCCUGAGGCACAUGCUGUCAGGAGCUGGCUCUGUCCUGGGCAGAUAUCACCAUCUGUACCUCGGUUCAGGCUGCCGUGGGCACCAGGCCCUGUGCUGGGGGAGUGCUGAGGAGCCUGAAGGGACUCAGGGUCCCGUGAUGAGGCUGGGCUGGCACAUGGAGGAAAGACAGAAUGUCCAAGACACAGGCGCUGCUUGGCCUCUGGGUGUGGACCUCAGGAGGGCUUCCUGGAGGAGGAGGGAUGCUGGGCUUGCCAGAAAGGAGGCAGCUGCUCCCAGGAUGAGUUCUGAACAUGCUACCUGAGCCCUUCCCUCCUCCCGUGCUCUGUUCCAGACUUGGAUGGGGGCCCACGGGGCCGGUGUGCUGUUGAGCCAGGACUGUGCUGGCACCCCACAGGGAGCCUUGGAGCCCUGCGUCCAGGAGGCCACUGCACUGCUCACUUGUGGCCCAGCGCGUCCUUGGAAAUCUGUGGCCCUGGAGGAGGAACAGGAGGGCCCUGGGACCAGGCUCCCGGGGAACCUGAGCUCAGAGGAUGUGCUGCCAGCAGGGUGUACGGAGUGGAGGGUACAGACGCUUGCCUAUCUGCCACAGGAGGACUGGGCCCCCACGUCCCUGACUAGGCCGGCUCCCCCAGACUCAGAGGGCAGCAGGAGCAGCAGCAGCAGCAGCAGCAGCAACAACAACAACUACUGUGCCUUGGGCUGCUAUGGGGGAUGGCACCUCUCAGCCCUCCCAGGAAACACACAGAGCUCUGGGCCCAUCCCAGCCCUGGCCUGUGGCCUUUCUUGUGACCAUCAGGGCCUGGAGACCCAGCAAGGAGUUGCCUGGGUGCUGGCUGGUCACUGCCAGAGGCCUGGGCUGCAUGAGGACCUCCAGGGCAUGUUGCUCCCUUCUGUCCUCAGCAAGGCUCGGUCCUGGACAUUCUAGGUCCCUGACUCGCCAGAUGCAUCAUGUCCAUUUUGGGAAAAUGGACUGAAGUUUCUGGAGCCCUUGUCUGAGACUGAACCUCCUGAGAAGGGGCCCCUAGCAGCGGUCAGAGGUCCUGUCUGGAUGGAGGCUGGAGGCUCCCCCCUCAACCCCUCUGCUCAGUGCCUGUGGGGAGCAGCCUCUACCCUCAGCAUCCUGGCCACAAGUUCUUCCUUCCAUUGUCCCUUUUCUUUAUCCCUGACCUCUCUGAGAAGUGGGGUGUGGUCUCUCAGCUGUUCUGCCCUCAUACCCUUAAAGGGCCAGCCUGGGCCCAGUGGACACAGGUAAGGCACCAUGACCACCUGGUGUGACCUCUCUGUGCCUUACUGAGGCACCUUUCUAGAGAUUAAAAGGGGCUUGAUGGCUGUUCCAAAGUGUUGAUGGCUGGGAGAAGGGGCCAGAGGAGGAGUGAGGGGUGGGGUUUGUCCAGCCCUGGGCUUUCCGGGCUCUAGAGAUAGCAUGGUGUAGGCUCAAUGACAGUUCUGGGGACAGCAAGUUGGAGGUUCAGGGGCAGCUUCAGGACAGCAGGAUGGAGGCUCAGGGACAAUUCCUGGGAGGCCAGUGCCCUCGUUCCUCCUUGUCCUCAUCCUCCCCCUUGCUCCAGGAAACUGAGAGCUGAGCCUGGAGCUUCCAGACAGUCAGUGCUGGGGGUGACCAUCCAGCAGUGAUGGUGGCCUGUGAAGGGUCCUGCUUCUGUCCUCAGCCUCUCAUGGGGUGGGCUUGUGGAGGAGCUGUGGUCUGGAGAGAGUGGCAGUUGGAGCAGAACGUGCCUGCGUUUGUUUCCUAGGGCUGUCGUAACAAAGUGCCACAAAAUGGUUAGCUUAGAACCACAGAGAUUUGUUGUCUCACAAUUCUGAAGUCCAGAAGUUGGAAAUAAAGAUGUUGGCAGUGUUCCCAACCACAUGUUCUUGGGCUCCCAUGAAACAGAAGUUGAUAUUAGGCCAAGGAAGCUUCCCAGACAAGACUUUAUUAAGUCUUAUGCCCCGAAAGUUUGGGCAGAAGAGAGACGGUGCAGGAGGAAGAAUUCUUGGCUGACUCCCCAAGGGGAAUGCAUUGUGGUGUCUUAAGGAGGGUGACAUACAUAAUUUAUGAGCUACAUGAGUGUCAUUGCACAUAUGGGGUGGAGCGAAGGGUGCUCAGACGCAUGCUAACACAUACGUUGCAUGAUCAGAAAAUGGCAGAUAAGCCCCUCCCUGGGUGAGGACUUUAGUAUUAUCAUAAGACCAGGGUCAUUCUCCUGGCCUUGUGCACAAGCAGGUGAUGGAGUCAACUCCCGUCAGUAAGACUUAUGGCGGGAUGCUGCUUAUCUUAGUUUAUUUCAGACAGUUGGCAAGGUCUGGCCAGCGAGUAUGGCACCUGGAGGGUGGUGCUGCAAGGUCUAGUGGUCAGCGGGCACGUAUGGAACAAUACGUUAGUGGGGGUGGGCCGAGUCCCAUUUAUACUCUCUCAGCAGGGCCAUGCUCCCUCUGAAGGCACUAGGGAAGGAUUAGUUUCAGGCCUCUCUUCAGCUUCUGUUAGUUUCUUGGCUUGUGACACCAAAGCUGUAAUCUUUCUUUUGUUUUGUUUUUGUGACGGAGUUUUGCUCUUGUUGCCCAGGCUGGAGUGCAAUGGCACAAUCUCGGCUCACUGCAACCUCCUCCUCCCAGGUUCAAGCAAUUCUUCUGCCUCAGCCUUUGGAGUAGCUGUGAUUACAGGCACCUGCUACCACGCCUGGCUAGUUUUUGUAUUUUUAGUAGAGACGGUGUUUCGCUAUGUUGGCCAGGCUGGUCUCAAACUCCUGAUAUCAAGUGAUCCGUCUGUCUCUGCCUCCCAAAGUGUUGGGAUUACAGGCAUGAGCCACCGUGCCUGGCCAAAGUUCCAGUCUUUACAGGGAUUUUUCCUUGUGUGCAUUUCUGUGUCCAAAUUUCCCCUUUUUAAAAUCACAAUAAUAGUGAAUUAAGGCUGGCCCUAACGAUUUAAUCUUAACUUGAUCAUCUGCAAAGACACUGUUUCCAUAUAAGGUCACAUUCACAGCUACUGGGGUUAGGACUUCAACCUAGAGGGCCUGACUUCUGGCCCAACACAUCAUGGCCCAUCCCAGCAUGCCCCAUCCCCUUCCUGGGUGCCCCAGGCAGAUCACAGGAGGGCCUGACUGCUGGGCUUUGGGCUGACAUUGGGAUCAUCUGCCUAGUUAGGGCUGUGACCAGACUGAGAUAGGAGGUGGGACCUGACUCCUGAGGCAGGGCUUGAACUCUGGACCAGAUUACAGACUAGCUGAAACAGGCAAAAGCACCCCUCCAUAAGACACACCCACUGGUGCCAAGUGAGUUUGCCGUUCUCAUGGUAACAGCUGGAAAUUACUGCCCCUUUCCAUGGCAAUGACCUGAAAGUUACCACCCCUUUUCUAGAAAUUUCUAAAUAACCUCCUCCUUAAUUUGUAUAUAGUUACAAGUGGGUAUAAAUAUGUGUGCAGAACUGCCUCUGAGCUGCUACUCUGGGCUGACUGCCUAUGGGGCAUCCCUGCUCCAUAAGGAGCAGUACCUCUGCUGCCACUGUGCACAGCUGCUUAAAUAAAAGUUGCUCUCUAAUACCA
Molecule: messenger RNA, 6259 nt
Organism: Homo sapiens (human)
Lineage: Eukaryota; Metazoa; Chordata; Mammalia; Primates; Hominidae
Gene: IL9R
Product: interleukin 9 receptor
Exons: 10
Coding region: 49-1374 (441 amino acids)
Biological process (GO): cytokine-mediated signaling pathway
Cellular component (GO): plasma membrane; extracellular region; membrane
Molecular function (GO): cytokine receptor activity
Source: RefSeq, a predicted model, not a curated record